CUCUUUAGCUAUCGCCAUUGUACGGGGCACGUGUGAAAACUACAAGAUUUCAUAAACUCUUUUCGAUUGGACUGUACAAGAGCGUUUCUUUUUCUGCAUACAAAUGGAGUCCGAAUCGUUUUACGGUGUUACGUUGAGUGAAAAAGAGCCAAUUGCACAGUUCGAUGUGCCGGAAAUUCCAGAGGAGUAUAUAGUACACUCACACAAACUGAUCAUCAAACAGAUCUCCUUGGGACCCGAGGCGAAAACGGGCGAAUUCAAUGUUGUUCAGGCGGAAACAAACGUGCACGAUGACGGCGAGAAAAAGACAGUUAAAAUUCCCAUUGCGGUCUUAAAGGUUGGCGAAACGCGCAGUUUGAGGCCAAAUGUUGAGUUCCCCAAUGGCUCCGUCACAUUCAAGCUCGUCCAGGGCACGGGGCCGGUCUAUGUUUGUGGAAAGGCUGAAAUGAACUUGGGUGAAUAUGACGAUGGUCAGAUGUAUGAGGAGUAUUCGGAUGAGGACGAUGACAGCGAUGAGCUCGAUGAUGAGAGUUCGCCACAGACAAAUGGCAAGAGCAUAAAAAAGAAGUAAUACAAUAUAUAAAAGCAAAAAAAAAAAGGAAAAAACCAGUAAUCUAAGAUAUAAUCGGAAAAUCAAUCAAUCAUAAAUGUUAAACAGUUUGCCCUGUAGAACGAACUUUGAAAACACACACACAAAAACAUAUUUUUGCUAAAGUAUGAAUAAACAAAACAAAAUCCAAUG
Messenger RNA from Drosophila grimshawi, 742 nucleotides. RefSeq names its product nucleoplasmin-like protein. Gene Ontology annotation, biological process: chromatin remodeling. The record is from RefSeq and is a predicted model, not a curated record. The transcript has 4 exons. Gene Ontology annotation, molecular function: histone binding; chromatin binding; RNA binding. The coding region runs from base 104 to 571 and encodes 155 amino acids. Lineage: Eukaryota; Metazoa; Arthropoda; Insecta; Diptera; Drosophilidae. Gene Ontology annotation, cellular component: nucleolus; nucleoplasm; cytoplasm.